UGUCAAUCGGUAAAAACGUAUAUGGAUUAAGAUGUAAUCAUUUAUUUCAUUGCAUUGCCGUAUAGGACAUAUUCUACAUCGCGAAUGGCUACGGUGAAAGAUACCAGUGAGGAUUUAUAUCAAUUGUUCUAAUGAAAGAUGAAAUAUGGAUAGACAUCAACUGAACGCUGCUUAUUGCAUAAAAUGCAUUUGGAUUAUUAUAUCAUUAUUUUCAUACUUGGUGGACUCCUGGUCCUUCCACAUGUACCACAAUUUUAUGUUGACAGGUCCAAAGGCUCACAUUGCAAUGGCUGAUAGCGUAGCAGCCGGGGCGCUGACGGGAGUCAAGGAAUGCAAAUAUCAGUUCAAAUGGGACCGCUGGAACUGCCCAGAGCACACUCUGUUUAAACGUAACGGUCCUAGAGCCAAUAAGGAGCAUUCGUUCGUCCACGCCAUCAGUUCUGCGGGUGUUAUGUACAUCAUCACAAGAAACUGCAGUCAGGGCGACUUUGACAAUUGUAACUGUGAUGUGUCACGAGAUGGCAAAUUUACCUUUCAGGAAAAUGGGGUCAAGUGGAAGUGGGGAGGAUGUAGUGAUAAUGUUAUAUUCGGGGAGCAAAUCUCCGAACAGUUCCUAGACGCGUUGGAAACGACUAAAGAUUCCAGGGCAACUGUAAUAAGACACAACAACGCCGUUGGCAGAUCGGCUGUUUAUAAGACGCUCAUAAUGAGGUGUAAAUGCCAGGGCGUAUCGGGAGCAUGCACCAUGAAAACAUGCUGGCGUCAACUAUCAGAAUUUCGUAAGGUCGGCGAAUAUUUAAAGAAGCGCUAUAAGCGCUCCAUAAAAGUAGAGUUCUUCGAGGGCGAACUUUCGAAUGGUGCACGAACCGUACCGAAGAUUGUACCCAGUAACGAUAUCAGUCGGGCUGAUUUAGUGUACCUCGAUAAAUCGCCAGAUUACUGCACGUUUAAUGACACUCUGGGUAAUAGGGGGACGGAAGGGAGGGAAUGCCGUCGACCCAAAAAGGGCGACAAUCCUUUUGACAAACAUGCGAAAGGGAGUUGUAGACGUUUAUGCUCCGCUUGCAACCUUGCUGUUGAGAAAAAACCAGUGGAAAUAAGCGAAAGAUGUAACUGUAAAUUUCAUUGGUGCUGUGAAGUCAAGUGUGAUCAAUGUGUUGAAAACGUUGAAAAAUUGACGUGUGUCCGGAAAGAAAAAAAAGUACGGAAGGAACCAGAGUCUUGA
Owenia fusiformis is the source of this 1225-nucleotide messenger RNA. The record is from the annotation of a GenBank genome assembly. NCBI's taxonomy places the organism in Eukaryota, Metazoa, Annelida, Polychaeta, Sabellida, Oweniidae.